This is a messenger RNA of Lemur catta (Ring-tailed lemur), 2035 nucleotides long. It is a transcript of the gene AMD1, whose product is annotated as adenosylmethionine decarboxylase 1. Bases 329 to 1333 code for a protein of 334 amino acids. The transcript has 9 exons. The record is from RefSeq and is a predicted model, not a curated record. NCBI's taxonomy places the organism in Eukaryota, Metazoa, Chordata, Mammalia, Primates, Lemuridae. Gene Ontology annotation, cellular component: cytosol. Gene Ontology annotation, molecular function: putrescine binding; adenosylmethionine decarboxylase activity. Gene Ontology annotation, biological process: spermidine biosynthetic process; spermine biosynthetic process.
CCUCGCUUAAACAGUAUGGCCGGCGACAUUAGCUAGCGCUCGCUCUACUCUCUCUAACGGGGAAGCUUCGAACUACAAGAGACUGAACUGUAUCUGCCUCUAUUUCCAACAGACUCACGUUCAACUUUCGCUCACAAAAAGAAGCCGGGAAAAUUUUAUUAGUCCUUUUUUAAAAAAAAGUUAAUAUAAAAUUAUAGCAAAAAAAAAAGGAACCUGAACUUUAGUAACACAGCUGGAACAAUCCGCAGCGGCGGCGGCAGCGGCGGGGAGAAGAGGUUUAAUUUAGUUGAUUUUCUGUGGUUGUUGGUUGUUCGCUAGUCUCACGGUGAUGGAAGCUGCACAUUUUUUCGAAGGGACGGAGAAGCUGCUGGAGGUUUGGUUCUCCCGGCAGCAACCUGACGCAAACCAAGGAUCUGGGGAUCUUCGCACUAUCCCGAGAUCUGAGUGGGACAUACUUUUGAAGGAUGUGCAAUGUUCAAUCAUAAGUGUGACAAAAACUGACAAGCAGGAAGCUUAUGUACUCAGUGAGAGUAGCAUGUUUGUCUCCAAGAGACGUUUCAUUUUGAAGACAUGUGGUACCACCCUCUUGCUGAAAGCACUGGUUCCCCUGUUGAAGCUUGCUAGGGAUUACAGUGGGUUUGACUCAAUUCAAAGCUUCUUUUAUUCUCGUAAGAAUUUCAUGAAGCCUUCUCACCAAGGGUACCCACACCGGAAUUUCCAGGAAGAAAUAGAGUUUCUAAAUGCAAUUUUCCCAAAUGGAGCAGCAUAUUGUAUGGGACGUAUGAAUUCUGACUGUUGGUACUUGUAUACUCUGGAUUUCCCAGAGAGUCGAGUAAUCAGUCAGCCAGAUCAGACCCUGGAAAUUCUGAUGAGUGAGCUUGACCCAGCAGUUAUGGACCAGUUCUACAUGAAAGACGGUGUUACUGCAAAGGAUGUCACUCGUGAGAGUGGAAUUCGUGACCUGAUACCAGGUUCUGUCAUUGAUGCCACAUUGUUCAAUCCUUGUGGGUAUUCAAUGAAUGGAAUGAAAUCGGAUGGAACUUAUUGGACUAUUCACAUCACUCCAGAACCAGAAUUUUCUUAUGUUAGCUUUGAAACAAACUUAAGUCAGACCUCCUAUGAUGACCUGAUCAGGAAAGUUGUUGAAGUCUUCAAGCCAGGAAAAUUUGUGACCACGUUGUUUGUUAAUCAGAGUUCUAAAUGUCGGACAGUGCUUGCUUCGCCCCAGAAGAUUGAAGGCUUUAAACGUCUUGAUUGCCAGAGUGCUAUGUUUAGUGAUUACAAUUUUGUUUUUACCAGUUUUGCUAAGAAGCAGCAACAACAGCAGAGUUGAUUAAGAAAAAUGAAGAAAAAACGCAAAAAGAAAACACACGUAGAAGGUGGUGGCUGCUUUCUAGAUGUUAAUACUGGGGGCCAUGCUUUCCAUAACCACCACCUUGUAGUUGCAGAAAGCCCUAGAUGUAAUGAUAGUGUAAUCAUUUUGAAUUGUAUGCAUUAUUAUAUCAAAGAGUUAGAUAUCUUGCAUGAAUGCUCUCUUCUGUGUUUAGGUAUUCUAUGCCACUCUUGCUGUGAAAUUGACAUGCAUGUAGAAAAAAACUUUUACUAUAUGGAACUUUACAACACUUGUGAAAACAAUUCAAUUUGGUUUAUGCACAGUGUAAUAUUUCUCCAGGUAUCGUCCAAAAUUCCUCACAGACAAGGCUUUCGUCCUCAUUAGGUGUUGGCCUCAGCCAAACCAUCUGGGACUGUUCUAUUAAACUGCUGCCAGAAUUUUACAUCCAGUUACCUCCACUUUCUAGAACUAAUUCUUUACUAAUGUUAUUGGAACCAAUUUCUACUUCAUACAGAUGUUUUUUGCAAUAGCAAUUAAAGUUUUUUUUUCCACAAGUCGGGUCCUGUUAAGAAAAUGAUUCCAGUUAUUUUGUGUAUUACUAUUUUAAAAUUAUUGGUCCAUGCAUUUGUAGUCCUAUGAUUGAUUUCUUCUCUCACCAGGUGUCUUUCCUCAAACCCUCCAAAUAAAGCAAUACACUGUUAA